This is a messenger RNA of Paraglomus brasilianum, 903 nucleotides long. The record is from the annotation of a GenBank genome assembly. Lineage: Eukaryota; Fungi; Glomeromycota; Glomeromycetes; Paraglomerales; Paraglomeraceae.
AUGCGUUCUGCUCGCCAGGUAACUACUACCUUACGACAGAACAAUUACUAUUAUCACCCGUACGCUGCUGCAAAGCCGGCGUCUAUGCUGGCUACAUCUACGUAUAAGAUCUAUCGCCAUAACAAAUGUAAUAAAGUUGAAGAUUGUACCAAUAAUUUAAAUCAACAAGCGAUCGAGGCUUCUGUCAAAACACAACAAAGUUGUUUCGAUGGUGUCUACACGGAUAAAUGCCUUUACGCGCCCAGUAGCAUUUCUCGCAUCUACCAGCCUCACUGGCUAAUGAGCUCGGAUCAACUACAGGCAACGUCAGUUGUUCCUACACCAUCGAUAACUGUACCUAUCGUACCAUCGACUCCGUUAUCUUCUACGCCCGAUAAAUUAUUGCCACAACUUAAUGUGUCAUCAUCGUGUUCACCCAACGGAAUUAAACUGCUCAUACAUGAUGAUUUAAUGACAACUACUAGGGGCUGGACCCCGGGUGAACGCAAAUGUGGUAGACGAUUAGUACAGUUUCGACGACAACAAGAAGACAAGGAAAUACAUGUUUGGUUUAGAACAAUCGAUCCGAACGAAAGAAUGCCUAAUGCUAUCAUUGUUUCGUGCAUUUACUGGGCCAUAAACAAAAAAUGGUAUAUUACGUCUGUCGACUAUGUGCAUUUGUUAGAGUCAAUAAUUGCGCUAAAGCUUACCAUCGAGGAAAAGAACAGAAUUCGCCGAAAUUUGGAAGUGUACAAACCUUUGACGGCGAGUAAGCAUAAUGAGUCUAGCGAGGACUUGUAUAAAAUGAUUAUGGAAUUUCCUAAUCCAAGACCUAGAAAUAUUGAGAAAGAUAUCAAGGUAUAUUCAUGGGACUGCCUAGCGGCUGCUUUGCAUAAGAUUGUGAAUAAAUAUGCAAAAUGGUGA